This is a messenger RNA of Sphaeroforma arctica JP610, 718 nucleotides long. RefSeq lists its product as hypothetical. The record is from RefSeq and is a predicted model, not a curated record. NCBI's taxonomy places the organism in Eukaryota, Ichthyosporea, Ichthyophonida. The annotation marks the transcript as partial. The transcript has a single exon.
CAACAACAAUAUUAUCAACAACCACAAUACUACCAACAACAACAAUACUAUCAACAACAACAAUAUUAUCAACAACAACAACACUAUCAACAACAACAAUACUAUCAACAACAACAAUAUCAACAACAACAAUACUCUCAACAACAACAAUACUAUCAACAACAACAAUAUUAUCAACAACAACAAUACUACCAACAACAACAAUACUAUCAACAACAACAAUAUUAUCAACAACAAUAACACUAUCAACAACAACAAUAAUAUCAACAACAACAAUAUCAACAACAACAAUACUAUCAACAACAACAAUACUAUCAGCAACAUCAAUAUUAUCAACAACAACAAUACUACCAACAACAACAAUACUAUCAACAACAACAAUAUUAUCAACAACAACAAUACUAUCAACAACAACAAUACUAUCAACAACAACAAUACUAUCAACAACAACAAUAUUAUCAACAAUAACAAUACUAUCAACAACAACAAUACUAUCAACAACAACAAUACUAUCAACAACAACAAUACUAUCAACAACAACAAUACUAUCAACAACAACAAUACUAUCAACAAUAACAAUACUAUCAACAACAACAGCGUGUUCAGAAAGAAGGCCAAGACCUUUGCGGAUGUCUUUGAGCCCAGUCUCCUGAAAGAACAAUACCUCACCGAGCAGGACGAGGUCAUCAAGCUCGCCGACGUACCGGAACGAAUCCAA